AUGGCUACACAUGCACGAUAUGACCUGGCUCUCGGACCACCAGUCCAUCCCGGAACUUGCACCGAUGCCAUCUGGAAUGAGUACCAACAAGCAUUGGGACUCUAUGCACGAUACCAGGGAGCAAUCCCCAAGCAGCCAGUGGCACGGGAAAAGAAGAUGGGAAAAAUCAAGGAGUUUAGGGGAGACAAACGAGAAUAUGCAUCGUUCCUCCAAAAUGUGGAACAAUACCUACAGGCAAAUGUGGGAGUCUACAAUGACGACUUCAGCAAAAUUGCCUUCGUCCUCUCCCAAAUCGACUCCUCAUCCACAGCAGGAAAGUGGGCCGAAUCAUGGGAAGCCAACCAAAUGGCAAAACACAGCAAUCUUGGGACGUACCAAGAUUUCAAAACGACACUUAUCGAAAAGUAUGGCGGCGUCGCAACCAAGGACCAAGCCUGGCAAGUACUUCUCGAAGGAAAGUACAAGCAGGACAAGCAAACUGUCGACGAGUAUAUCGGAAAUCUCGAUAUCCUCUACCGAUAUGCCGAAAUCGACGACGAAUACGCCAAGCUCAUCCAUUUCAAUCCGCCAACGACCUAUGCAGCAGCAUGCAAGGCCGCAAGAAAGGUCACAGACCUCCAGGACAUUCAUAGCGGAAAGACAAAUAUCUUCAAGUUCAUCUCAGGCUCUUCAGGAAGCGGAAGAAGGACGGAGAAGGACCCUGACGCAAUGGACGUUGACCGGAUCUCCUCAGAAACCCAUCAGAAACGUUCUGUGGGUGGACUCUGCUACAACUGCGGAAAGUCAGGACAUGUCGCCGCACAAUGCCCGAAUCCAGAAUAUGAUCCAGCACCAGAUCGCUCAGGAAAGACAACUUCAUAUGCCAAGACCAAGACGUCCAAUUCCAGGAUGAAGAAAUACUCCGGAUCUGGCAGACGAAGAAAGACUUCCAAGCUGACUAAAUCUUACUCCAAGGGAACGGAGAAGAAACGCCGACGAGUAAAGAGAGUCGAAGAAAGCGACUCUGAGGAUAACUCAGAGGAGUCGGAACAGGAAGAAUCAGAAUCCUCAUCAUCGGAAGAAUCAGAAUCUGAAUCAUCGGAAUCUGAAGAAGUAUCCGAAUAA
This is a messenger RNA of Laetiporus sulphureus 93-53, 1104 nucleotides long. RefSeq lists its product as uncharacterized. The record is from RefSeq and is a predicted model, not a curated record. Gene Ontology annotation, molecular function: nucleic acid binding; zinc ion binding. The transcript has 2 exons. NCBI's taxonomy places the organism in Eukaryota, Fungi, Basidiomycota, Agaricomycetes, Polyporales, Laetiporaceae. Bases 1 to 1104 code for a protein of 367 amino acids.